AAAUAUAACACACCACAACCACGUUAUCUUAUCUGCAUUUAGUUAGGUAUUACACGGGUGGAUCAAAUAUACAAUGUUAACAAUCUGUUUCUCUUCGCCUUAUACAUUGGUACACGAGGGCGACGUAUAUUUAUAUAAAAGAGGUACAAGCUUCAUACAUACUUAUACCAGAUAAGAGCCAUCAGCGCUUCCCAUUUGUCUGGCCAAGUGGUUGCCGUCUAAGGCUAAUGAGGUGCUCUCCCAGGCCACUUUCCCUAAUAAAAAUAUAGCUAGAUGGCGUUGUUCAAAUUCUUCUUCUUUUGGCCGUCUAAUUUCAUGAAUUUCAGCCGGAUGCAUCUUUUAUUUUUAUCUUUGGGUAUAAAAUGAUGAUACACCCAGGUGACCCAGAACAUCUUCCGACUAUUAUUUUUCUAUUUAAAAUAGAGAAAAGUUUAUCUUUGGACUGGACCCAAAAGACUUGUAUCCCACGCGCCUAAAUCUUAUACAGAAACAAAAUGUCAAAGUCAGUCACGCACAAAUAUUAUUCAAAAAAACCUGCUUACGACCUUGGGCGUAAACUGGAAAAACUUUGAAUAAACAAUUAACUAAACAAAUAUGCGUAGUCCUUCUAGCUGUAUGAUCAAUCUCUUUUAUACAACAUCGGAUCCCAGGAGAGAUAAAUGAACCAGCCCAGUACACUAAUCACGUCGUAAAACUGUUGCGUACAUAGGGUAUUAUAGAAAUUCUAUCAAAAAUAAUUCUGUGACCGUAAAAUGCAUGGAUCCCGGCGAGUGAUAACGUUUUGCUUACUUACAACUGUUCUACCAAGCAUACUCAUUGUGUUACCAUUAUACUUGAGAAACAUUAAAUAUGCUGAUGUCAUGUAUCAAAUAUCAGACUCGGAUGUCAUACAAAUACAUAAAGGACAAUCAUCAGUAUUUUGUGAAAAACAUUCUUUGAAAAUGAACACAACCUUCAAUGCAUUCCAAAUGAGAGGGAGGCCUGAAUUAUCUGAUAAUAGAAGACACAUAAGACUGAAAAAAUCAAUGACUUUACCUGAUGACACAUUAGAAUAUUGGGGAUUUUAUCUGUUUAAAGGUGCAACCGUUGAACUUAAAGCUUGUUCUCGAUAUAUUGGUUCUAAGAUACUAGUGGUGAAAGGAGAAAGAAUAUUCAAUACUUGUGGCAUUAUAGACGGUGAUAAGUAUAAGAAGGAUCCUCCUACUGUGCAAAAUCAAGGGCAUGUUGUGAUAACAUUAGAAAACCCUGAAGAAGAAAAAGAAAAUAAAAGCAUUCCAUUAAACUAUGAUGAAGACAAUGUUGUUGAAGACGAAUCUUGGUAUGAUGAGAAAGAAAAUAAUUCUACACAUUUGGGAAAUAAUACUGAUAAAACUUUUGUUAAAUUCAGUAGUCCUGUUCAGAACGAAAUCCAGGAAAAAGGUAAACAAAGAUCCAGAAGAAAUAUUAGAAAGCCACCUUUACACAACCCAAACACUGUGUUGGAUGCUGGAGUCAAUCAUGGUGGUAAUGCUUUAAAUACCUCUGUUAAUACACCUCAAGAUUCUGUAUCCAGUUUUGAAAAUAGUUUAUAUGAUUGUUACCAUGACAAUAUGCUAAUUAACAAUUACUUCCCUCAUUCAAUGCAAUGCAAUAGUACUGACUAUUUAGAGAAAACAACAACACUAAAAGUUAUCCAUAAUGUAACAGUAGAUGGAUAUUAUUAUUAUUUAUUUUACAGUGACAAUGAUAUUGUAAGAAAUGAUAUUCACGUAAUUUUCGAUAUUUAUAAGCCUACAUUCCAGUAUGUAAAUAUGGAAGCAUCCAAAGUUUGUGUUAAUCAAACUGAGUGUGAGUUUAAUGUAAGAUUCUUUAGUGAUGAGUUAGUUAUAGUAGAAGUGCCUACAAAAGAUGGCCUAAAGAAUGACGACUCAGACACUUCCAUAUUAGUAUCUGUGUGUCAUCCAAGAAUGUCUGUCUAUAUUAUAUUCCCUAUUUCUGUCUUACUGAUGAUUCUUAUAUUUGCAUUUUUAUGAUACUUGCUAAAAGUGACAUUAUACUACAUAUUGAUCAAAAUUAACUUUAUGAGAAGUGUGAUAUUAAUUUAUUAAACUUAGUAGGUAUCUUGUUGAGAUUUUAUGAUCAUAUCUAAUUAAUUAAUAAUAAUCUUAUGAGAAUAUGUUGUCUUGUAUGUAAGUUCUAUUUAUAAGUACUGUUGCAUGGUAGAUGACAAAAUAAAAUAAGCUUUAAUAUUGA
Pectinophora gossypiella (pink bollworm) is the source of this 2232-nucleotide messenger RNA. RefSeq lists its product as uncharacterized. NCBI's taxonomy places the organism in Eukaryota, Metazoa, Arthropoda, Insecta, Lepidoptera, Gelechiidae. Bases 753 to 2012 code for a protein of 419 amino acids. The record is from RefSeq and is a predicted model, not a curated record. The transcript has 2 exons.